AGCAAGCCGGAGAAGGAGCGGUAGAGGGGGUGGGGAUGGAAGGACCUGGAUGGGGCCGAGGUAUUCUCUCCCUGUGGAUGCUGCCUCCUCUCUUCAUGACUUUUGUCAUUCGUUCUCCAGUCUCCCCUCAUCCUCGGGAGCCGGCACAAAGACCCGCAGCAGCAGCACUCAGCCGGGGAUGAAUCAGCCCUGGCGAAGAGCCUUUGAGAUGGUAGUGUGCGCUUGUGCCUGGAGGGAGGAACGCAUCAGGCUUUCCCAGGCAAGCGGCAGCCUGCAGUGCUCGCUGGCUUGAGAGCCAGUCCUCUCAUGUCCUCGUGUGGGUGCGUGCGUGUGUGUGCAUGAGUGCUGUCACAAGCAGUGUGUGCUCGUGUGUAUGUGCUCACUUCUGCUUUCAACCCUUCGUGGAGGAGCGUGGCUCCCCCCGUCACUGGACAGCAAGGUGAAAAAUGAAAACGUGUCUCUACAGGGAUAUUUUGACACAGGCAGCCUGCCUUCCCUGUGGACGUGAGGAUGUUUCGCAAGAAGAAAAAGAAGAGGCCAGACAUAUCAGCGCCUAAAAACUUUGAGCACCGUGUCCACACGUCAUUCGACUCCAAGCGAGGCUGCUUUAUUGGCCUGCCAACACAAUGGCAAAGCCUGAUAGAGAACUUGCGCAGGCCCAGGCCCGUGGUGGACCCUUCCAGGAUCACGGAAGUGGAGCUGAGGCCCAAGAAGACCAUUGUGCGUGGGAGCAUGAUCGGUCAUGGAGACUACAUCACAGCCAUGAUCAACGAUAUGAGCCGGCUGUCUGUGACCAGCUCCAAUUCUUUGCGAAAGAGCAGCCCCUCAGCCAGGAAGAGGGCCCAGUCUUUGGGAAGGCUCGGUGAGGUGAACGAGGGCGACACUUACCAAUACGAAGGCCUGAUUCAAGAUGAUGAAGAUGAAGAGGAUGCGGCUCAGGAUCAUUGGCGAGACAAAGCCAGGAACAUCCACAGUGAGUCCAACACUCCCUACUUGGGCAUGAAAAAGAGCAUCACUUUGCAGCCCAAUGGGAUACUACCAAAGGCUACUUCAAGCUUUGAGGUUGGCGAUAGCCCACUGGAGGGACUAUUACAAACAGGCCAGAACCAGAACAUUGCGGUGCCGAGUCACGGCUCUUAUAUGGGUGGUGAUGUGGCCAGCCCUCAGGAAAGAGUCAUAUGGAAGAGAGACUUUCAGCUGGCCAGAGGAAUGCCACCAAAUCAAAUACCUGUUGCAUGGUUCUAUAGCCCAGCUAUGAGUCUGCAGCAGCACCAAGAUCAGAGUGUCACCCCGACGGAGCUUCGGCCAAGUGUACCGAUGUACAUGCACCCUCAGAACAGCCCAGGGAGGCCAUUCUCCUCCUACGAUUUAAAAACGGAUUCAGCAGUGAGGUAUCACUCUGGCUUCCUGCCUACCGGCACCAAUAGUCCUCUAGUCAGCGGCAUCAGACCUCAACGGACCGUCCGAUCCUCAGCGAGUUACACUUUAGGACUGUCUCCCAACAUGGGACUAAGACCCAAUGGACCAGACCCUUUCCUUAGGCACUCUGGCUGCCCCAAUCCUCCUUACCCUCGACAGGACAGCCCAUCCCAACCUCGACCCUCCCCCACAGGCUCUCUUGCAACUAGUCCUCCCGGUACAUGUUCACCCGCCUUCAGACCCCCUCUUCCUUCACCCCGACCACCGCCUGACCCACCAAAGGUAACCCAUGAACAGUUUAAGGCCGCCCUCCAGAUGGUGGUGGAUAAAGGUGAUCCACGUUCUUACCUGGAAAACUUUGUGAAGAUUGGGGAGGGUUCAACGGGAGUGGUGUGCAUCGCCACAGAGAAGCACAGUGGUCGGCAAGUGGCGGUGAAGAUGAUGGACCCGCGGAGGCAGCAGAGGAGAGAGUUGCUCUUUAACGAGGUGGUGAUUAUGAGGGACUAUCAACAUAGGAACGUCGUGGAGAUGUAUAAAUCUGCCCUUGUGGAGGAGGAACUGUGGGUGAUCAUGGAGUACCUGCAAGGUGGAGCUCUAACCAACAUUGUGUCUGAAACCAGGCUGAGUGAAGAACAGAUUGCCACAGUGUGUGAAGCAGUCUUGCAAGCCCUGGCCUACCUCCACUCGCAAGGAGUCAUUCAUAGAGACAUCAAGAGUGACUCAAUACUACUCACGUUAGACGGAAGAGUCAAACUGUCCGACUUUGGCUUUUGUGCUCAGAUCAGUAAGGACAUCCCCAAGAGAAAGUCCCUGGUUGGGACUCCUUAUUGGAUGGCUCCAGAAGUCAUUUCCAAAUCGCCAUAUGGCACUGAGGUGGAUGUCUGGUCCAUGGGUGUCAUGGUAGUGGAGAUGGUGGAUGGAGAGCCACCAUACUUCAGUGAAACCCCAGUGGCAGCUAUGAAGAGACUGAGAGAUGAGUCAGCUCCUACCGUGAGAAAUGUCAACCAGGUGUCUCCAGUUCUUAAGGACUUUCUGGACCGUAUGCUAACACGGGACCCCUUGGAGCGGGCCAGUGCCACUGACCUGCUGGAGCACCCUUUCUUGCUGCAGAGCGGUUCACCUCAGUGCCUGGUCCCUCUAGUGGAGCAGUACCGCAAGCGCAUGUCCCGCUGCUGACCCUGUAGUGCGGCCGAGUUCCCAACACCUACAUAAAGUCCAAUCGUGUCUCUUCUGCGGACCGAGCGGUUCAGUUCCUCUCACGCCUAUCCGAUACGGGCUCCAACGAAGUGGCUCGUUGCCACGAGAGCGACAAUGGCGAGGACGGCGAAUUGGGUUGCAAGACACCACGUGGUUGUUUGACCGCGUAAAGAAGCACUUUAGGAGCGAGUUCAAGGCAGCAUGCAGUCACUAAUUCCUAACUCAGUCACAACACUGAUUGGUUUCCUGCGACAUUCUGUGUGCUUAAACACAGGCAAGAUGGUGCAUAUCAAAUCAACGUUCCACAUACUGUAACUAUCUAAAUGUCACAUGCUACUAAGGACAAGCUCUUUAUAUUUUUAUAGUGGCAUUAUUUGUGACAGAGUAAAGCCGUUAAGAGCUGUUUUCCAAUUGGAUGGAUGUUACCUCCGUACAGUCACGGUGAUGUUUUCCGAGUUUCAGCAAACAAUGACAAGAGACUCUUUGCAUGUCCAAAUAGAGGCACACCUGUGCUGAAGUGAAUGCUUGUACCAAACGUGAAAGAGCAUCCUGUGUUAUUAGCAUCACAAGUGGUUAGAUGAAAGCCAUGCUGCUAUUGUGGGCUCACUGGAAAAUCUCAAUUUAUUUCCAACAGGUGUUUUGUGGGUUGUUUGUAUGAUGUGAAUUUACAAAUAGGUUUCCAUCGCUAACUAUGGACCUAAACAUAAGCAGAUAAAUGCAUAAUGUACAUAAAAUACUGACUAUUAGGUCCUUACUACUGCUCAUCUACCACAGCAAAAUAUGUUAAAGUAAUUCUACUUUCUUUACAGAAAUGUGUGUGUAUAGCUGUGUGUGCAUGUGUGUCUGUGAGUACAUGGAUGUACGGGUGAGGGCAUCUCAGUGAAAAAAUAAACCCCUUUGUAUUGUAACAGACUUUUUAGGGGGGGAUUAAAUGCAACUUGUUUGUUUUUCCUCAAGAUGUUUGAUUUUUCUAGUAGAAGCACACACGCUUGGCAUGUGAUGCUGCAAGACGUCCACCUGCUGAGAAACACUUUGCACAUAAACCAGUCUUUGACUCAUGUAUUUCUAUGUGUGCGAAUCAUGGAUGAAAAAGAGAAUUACACUUGAUUUUAAUUUUGUACAAACCAAAUAAAUGGUGCAUAUGGACCAUCAGUGAUUCAUCGCUCAUUCACACACGCAGUA
Molecule: messenger RNA, 3798 nt
Organism: Corythoichthys intestinalis (scribbled pipefish)
Lineage: Eukaryota; Metazoa; Chordata; Actinopteri; Syngnathiformes; Syngnathidae
Product: serine/threonine-protein kinase PAK 6
Exons: 9
Coding region: 511-2595 (694 amino acids)
Biological process (GO): protein phosphorylation
Molecular function (GO): protein serine/threonine kinase activity; ATP binding
Source: RefSeq, a predicted model, not a curated record